UUAAUUAUUACACAUUGUUUAUCAUUUAACAAAUGUAUAUUUCUUUUACUAAUGAUUCUACUUAAUCAGGUGUGAACUUCUUGACUAAUUCCUUUGAUGCUUCUCAAGUCCAUUUGAACCCACCAUUCAAUGAAGUUAAUGUUUUCAGACAGAAGUAAGAAUACACCGCAUAGUAAAUUUUCUUUCUAUCAUUUGUGUUAGCAUAAUUAUUAGUAGUGAUUUUAAAACGUUUAGAAUCGUUUUUAACAGGCUCCCCAAUGAUGGCCUCUCACUCAUAUACCGUCAGAGACAACCAAGGUGGGGGAUGGUUGCUGUUCAAGCUGAAAAUGUUGAAGAUUUUCCUAGGAGAACAAUUGAAGAGUUGAAGAAUUCGGUUGAGGUAUGUACAGCUUUUGUUUACUUAAUGGAAUUUUACUAAAUGACCAAUAAAAAAAAUGUGUCUACAGAUUGGAAAGGCAAGGAUUCACUGCACGGUCUACGCCAUUGACACGGACUGGGCUUGGUUCUAUAUUAGUUGUCAUACUUGCAAUAAGAAAGUGGAGAAAGUAGACGAUGGGGAUAAUGGGAUCACUAACAAAUCCUCAAAACCAAGGUUUCGGUGUUACAAAUGCAAUAUUGUAGUCACUAAUGUGAUACCAAGGUUUAUGCUCUAUGCUAAUGUCAUGGACUCUACUGGUGAGACAAAAUUAUUGUUGUUUGAUUCUAUUUGCUCUGAGAUUAUUGGGCAGUCUGCUGCAUCACUUCUUGGUGGCUCAGUUGAUGAGAUUGUAGAUCCAGAAAAUCUGCCUGAUCCACUGAAAAGUCUUAUUGGAAAGACUUAUCUCUUUCUGGUAACUGUUGACAAAGCAAACAUAUUUGAUGGUAAAGACAACUAUAAGGUCUCCAAAGUCCUCUUGAAAGAUGGCCUACUCGAAGAACAACUGUUGGAAAAUUCAUCUGAGACACUAAAUGCAACAUCUACUGUAUCUGGUGACCAGGUAAAUGAGCUACAUAUUAAUCCGGUAUUUAAAAGUAUAGUUAUCCACGGUACACCAAUUUUCAUAACUAGGUGUUGUACAUUUACAGGUACCUCACAUGAUAGAAAACAGCCCCCAAACUACUGACUCUACCACUCCAUCGUCUAAGUGUAUUUACCCUUCUAAUGGAGGGACCUCUGAUCAAAACUCCACUUCUAAAAAGUUGUGUAUUGAACCAAUAGAUUUAGAAAAGUCUAACCCAGAUUUUGGAGCUGAAAGAGUUCAUGAAAAAGAUGAAGAAACAAACAACAACGAUGGGGAGGGAAAACAGAAGGUUGUCUAUGAUGAAAGUGUUGUGACCAACUCAGUCAUUCAGGCAAAAGAAAAGAGUGUCGGGGUUAAGAUCAAGGUUGAAAAGAAGGAAUGAUUUGUGACAGCACUUUAAUUUAAGUUUUGCUUUUGUUUUUUUUUAUCUCCCAUUCUCAUGUUACAACUUCUUAAGUUUGUUAUUUCCUACUUUGGUGACAUUGUUUCUCGCUAAUAAUUGUUGUUUUCUAGCUCUUUUCUGAAAUUAUUUUGUAGCUUCAAUUAAACUUUUAUAUUGUUUUUCCAAUUUAACAAUGGCAGCAAAAUGAAAACUAUCUACAUCAUGAACCCUAAUUAUCUUCAUAGACUCUUUACUAUUUACUAACAUAAAUAUAGAACCAAGAUGUAUA
Messenger RNA from Camelina sativa (false flax), 1672 nucleotides. NCBI's taxonomy places the organism in Eukaryota, Viridiplantae, Streptophyta, Magnoliopsida, Brassicales, Brassicaceae. The record is from RefSeq and is a predicted model, not a curated record.